This is a messenger RNA of Astyanax mexicanus (Mexican tetra), 1191 nucleotides long. RefSeq lists its product as uncharacterized. Lineage: Eukaryota; Metazoa; Chordata; Actinopteri; Characiformes; Acestrorhamphidae. The coding region runs from base 1 to 891 and encodes 296 amino acids. The record is from RefSeq and is a predicted model, not a curated record. The transcript is spliced from 3 exons. Gene Ontology annotation, molecular function: protein binding.
AUGAAGGAGAUAAGCUCAGCGGUAGAUGCGUGCCUGAUCCUGAGGAGACUGCGGGGUGAUUCAGAUAGUGACCAGAGCGACCACACACCCACGGGUUCCGCGGCAUACUUGACCGACCAAGCUGCAUAUGACAAGUUGCUCCGGUCAUAUCCAGUGACGUUGGACGGGGUGCCACCCAAGCGGUCUAAGCGGGUAUCCCUGGCUGGGCAGUACGAACGCUACUGCUACGACCGCUGGCGUAGUGAACAGCUCGAGCUUCGGGUGCAGCAUGUUCUAGAGCACUUUGCCCGUAGACUGCCCUCUGAAUCCAGAGUCAAGGCCUGGAUUGAGAAGCAAGGGUGGUCUUCAAACAUUUCAGAUGCUGCAUCCAUCGUCCAGCAGUGGAAGCCAUCUGGGGGCAUUGACGUUGCGAUGAACAGUGCUGUGUUGCAGAAGUUUUGCAGGACGCAGAGGUGGAAGGGACUCUCAGUGGCAGAGAUAGAGGGGAAGGGUAGGGGAGUGGUAGUUACAAGGCCUUUUGCCUUGGGGGAAGUCGUGUGUGACUACCACGGUAAAGUGGUGUCUAGACAGGAGGGCUUAGCGACCCAUGCAGCAACAGCAGAGCAAGAGAGUGGGUACAUGUUCUUUUUUAAUUCUGGACAGGUAGCCCGUUGUAUUGAUGCUCACGAGGAAGAGUGUCCGUGCCAUCCAGGAAUGUGCACAUUUAACCGUCUAAUUAACCACUCCUCCAAGAAGGCAAAUUUACGACCACGGUUGUAUAGUGUAGAUGGCAAAGACGUAAUCCUCUUCAUUGCCAUACGCAAUAUUAAAGUUCAAGAGGAGCUCCUGUUUGAUUACGGCGUCAACAGGAAGUCUUUUGCUGGGGAGGGGUUAGAUUUAGUAUGGCUGUAGUCCCUGCAGCAAAAAUCUGAACUGUAAAUUUAAAUAAAUAUGUAGAUAGAACUGUAAAUAUUAGGGUUAGUUAGAAUAAUGCUAUUGUCUUCCAAAUGAAGGCCCUCUGACUCUAAGAUCCCCAGCAGGCUUAAGUUCUUCACUGUGGACACUGCACUCUAACAAAUAUAUUCAAAGCUCUGUAUCUUCAUAGGACAAUAUCAAAUUGCAAAACGUCAAUAGACCGUUUUGUAGAGCAUGUCAAGACCUAUCCAAGGACGUAAGGGUUGUGUCUGUAUCAUGUACACAGCCAGAGAUAUG